This is a messenger RNA of Esox lucius (northern pike), 1293 nucleotides long. RefSeq names its product fibronectin type III domain-containing protein 11. Gene Ontology annotation, molecular function: protein binding. The transcript is spliced from 2 exons. The record is from RefSeq and is a predicted model, not a curated record. NCBI's taxonomy places the organism in Eukaryota, Metazoa, Chordata, Actinopteri, Esociformes, Esocidae. The coding region runs from base 122 to 1120 and encodes 332 amino acids.
UUGAUUCCGUAACUAAGGUACUUUCGAAAAAUGCCAAUAAACAUUUCUGUCCGAACGUCCAGAUUUUUUUCAAAAAUAUUCGUCGUUACAAGACAACAAUGUAUUAGACCGAGCAGCCGACAUGAGAAGAAUCACGACCGCCCCAAGUAAUGACAGCGAGGUUAGCGACCAGCGUCACCUCACGAAGACCCACUCUGCUGGCAGGCCGGGUGGAGAUAGCCCCGGCACGGACCUGACAGACUGGAGCACCUUCAAGGACCUCCACAACCAGGUCAUGCAGCUGCUCUCCACCAAGCUCAGCCCCUUAAACAUCAAGCGGCGCAUGUCUAAACUGGACCUCCUUAGAAAGUGUUCCUUCUACCUGGAGGUCGUGCCCAGGGAAGUGCUCCUGACACCGGACGCACAGCAGGGACCGAACUACUUCUUCAACUCCACCCUCGUCCACCUGAUCGACCCCUGGAAGUUCCUGCGUAUGAAGAAGCUGGGCCACAGUCAGGUGUCCAUCCAACUGAGCCUGCUGGAGGCGCUCCACGAGCAGCUUUGCGGGGCCAAAUUGGAAAUGGAGGCCAUUGCCAGUCAGAGUGACUAUGGCGAUAGAGAGGUCGACCGCAUAAAGCUAAGGAUAGCAGAGGUAACUGAGGCUUUCGUGGACUUUGACCAGGCCCUGAUACCUGGACCGCUGCAUACAAAGCACCGUAUUCUCACAGAGAUGGACAGCACCAAAGUGCCCCCGAUCCACAUAAGGCUGUCCGUCAAGAUGCCUGUGAUGUUCCACAAGUCGCGUUCGGAGGCCCUGACCAACUGCGCCCGGCUGCGCUGGGAAAUCGCCGGCGGGGAGAAGCUGGGGCCCGGGGAGCACUUUGAGAUCCACUACAAGCUCCUGCGGCCGGCCAACGCAGAAGAAGGGAACCAGCUAGGGACGAUGACCAGCGAGGCCUGCCACAUUCAGGUCAACAACCUGUUGCCACUGAAGUGCUAUGAGUUCACAGUGAAGCGGGCAGACACGGCAUCCCUGGUCUACGGCUUCUGGAAUGACACCAUCGUGCUCAGGACCACGGCCGUCUCCCCAGGGGGCCUCACCGGAAGCCAGGAGAAGAGAAGGAGGCUGUUUCGUUCGUAGUGAGCUGUUGCAGCACGAGUGCGUAGCUAUAUGAAAGGGAAUAGGUUUUAACUUUUUUUUUUUAAUAAUUAAAUAAGUUGUCGAAAUCUUUCCAGUUUGGUGCCUGGUACAUAACAAAAAAAGGAAUAUUGUCCUAGAGAACAUGAUAUGUCCGCCUCCUUUAAAUAUUGUCU